Messenger RNA from Hypomesus transpacificus, 969 nucleotides. RefSeq names its product congerin-2-like. Gene Ontology annotation, molecular function: carbohydrate binding; galactoside binding; laminin binding. The transcript has 4 exons. NCBI's taxonomy places the organism in Eukaryota, Metazoa, Chordata, Actinopteri, Osmeriformes, Osmeridae. The record is from RefSeq and is a predicted model, not a curated record. Bases 132 to 542 code for a protein of 136 amino acids.
GCCAGCCGGAACGGAAUUCCUGACGUGUCAGAAACCCAGGAACAUGCAUAAAACCUCCUACAAGAUAAGCCUAGCACAUCGAAAUAACUUUCUUUCCUUAACAUUGGACUGACGUUGUGCCUUCAAUCAAGAUGAAUAGAAACGUAGAGGUAACAAACUUGCCCUUCAAGGUGGGACAGGUCCUGACUGUCACAGGGGUCCCCAACCGAGACGGCGAUAGAUUUUCCAUCAACUUUGGUCACAGUGUGGAUGACAUCGCUCUGCACUUGGAUGUCCGCUUCAAUUAUGGAAAUAAUUCUAAGAUGGUGGUGUUCAACUCCUGCCAUUCAGGAAAUUGGCAUGAGAAAGAACUAAUUGUCAAAUGCUUCCCCUUCAACUACGAAGAGAAGUUCAAAGUAUCCAUCACCUUCACAAAGGAAAAGUUCUCAGUCACCCUUCCUGAUGAAUCCAAGUACCAAUUCCCCAAUCGCCAUGGAUACGGGAGGUAUAACUUCAUAUUCAUGGCAGACGAGGUCAAGGUUCAUGGGGUUGAAGUCAUCUAGACCAUUCAGGAUGAGUUGAAGACAAUCCACCUUAGAAGCCCCAAACAUAUUUUGGCUGCUUAUUGGCUUCUAGACCUUCCUAAAUUAAUAACUGUUAUGAUUAGAAUAUUUAGUUUUAGUCUUGAAAUAUUUUCUUAAUUCUUGUUUGGGUUUAUUUGCAAAAUGACUUAAGUACUAGCAGGACGAGGUUAACGAGGACUGGUAUAAUAUGAUGUGAUUGGAACAUCUGUGUCUUCCAUUAUCAAGGUCACUAACCAGUCUUGUAUUAAAAAUGUUUUUCACUAUUCAGACAAUUAAGAAUUGAUUCAAUAUCAAAGUUAGUUAACUUCCAAAGAUGUUUCACUUGUUAGCCACAGGUUGAUAACUAUAACAAUCAUAUGGUCUGACUGUAUUGCAGUAAACACAAUAAACAAAUGCUUUGCUUCGA